Molecule: messenger RNA, 1226 nt
Organism: Passer montanus (Eurasian tree sparrow)
Lineage: Eukaryota; Metazoa; Chordata; Aves; Passeriformes; Passeridae
Gene: CALHM3
Product: calcium homeostasis modulator 3
Exons: 3
Coding region: 222-1226 (334 amino acids)
Molecular function (GO): monoatomic cation channel activity
Source: RefSeq, a predicted model, not a curated record
GGGUGAGAGACAGACCUGUGAGAGCUGUGUGCCAGUGGGGAAGCCCCAGCACAGGGUGUUCCCCCCAUCACAGCAGCUCUCUUCCAUCCUCAUCCUCCUGCUGACUGGAAGCUGAGCUGCAUCCCCUGCCCUGUGGCAGCAGAAGGAGGGACAGAGGGAGACAGGCCCUUCUGGGCAGCCCAGGGAUUUCCAGGAGGAGCACCCCUGACCAAAGGAACACCAUGGACCGCUUCCGGAUGAUCUUCCAGUACUUCCAGUCCAACUCGGAGUCUGUAAUGAACGGGAUCUGUGGGCUCUUGGCCCUGGCAAGUGUAAAGAUGUACACCAGCUUGGACUUCAGCUGCCCCUGCCUGCCCCAGUACAACAUGGCAUAUGGCUUGGGGAUCAUGUUCGUGCCCCCCAUCAUCCUUUUCCUGUGUGGGCUCAUCCUCAACAGACAGUCCCUGGUGAUGCUGGAGGAGUGGAGGCGGCCGCCGGGGCGCAGGAGGAAGGACCUGGCUGUCAUCAGGUACAUGUGUUCCUCCAUCAUGCAGCGAGCCAUGGUUGCCCCUGUCGUCUGGAUCAUAGUCACCCUCCUCGAUGGCAAAUGCCUCAUCUGUGCUUUCAGUGGCUCCAUGGAUCCCCAGAAGUUUGUGGGCUUUGCCAAUGUGAGCACAGAGCAGGUGCAGCAGCUGCUGGCCAAGGUGCCCUGCAAGGAUGACGAGCUCGUGAGGAACAACACGUCCCGCAGGGCGGUGUCCAGGUACCUGCGCUGCUGCUCCCAGGCACUUGGCUGGAGCAUUUUGUUGGUCCUGAUCAUAGCAGCUUUCCUUGCCCGCUGGCUCAGACCUUGCUUCGACCAGGCCACCCUCCUGCAGGCACGUCACUGGAGCAACUACAUUGACAUUGAGCAAAAGAUUUUUGAGGAAACCUGCUGUGAGCACAGCCGGCUCUUUGCUCACAAAUGCAUCCUCCACUUCUUUGAAAGCAUGAGGCAAGAGAUCAAACUGCACAGCUUCAGCUUGCCUAGGGAGGGAGAGGGGGCUGAAGGAGGGGAAGGUCUUCUCCAGGGUAUCACAGAUCAGGACCAGGUGAACAAACUUCUGAAAACGUGGUACUAUGAGAAACCUCCCCUGGAUGUCAGCCAGGCACACCAGAGGCAUCCCCUGGUGCGGGAGAGAUCCCCUCUGCCCUGGGCAGACAAGGCCAGCACCCACUCCAGAUUCCCCCAUCACUCCAAUGUGUAA